This is a messenger RNA of Paecilomyces variotii, 1631 nucleotides long. RefSeq lists its product as hypothetical. The transcript has a single exon. The record is from RefSeq and is a predicted model, not a curated record. NCBI's taxonomy places the organism in Eukaryota, Fungi, Ascomycota, Eurotiomycetes, Eurotiales, Thermoascaceae. Bases 378 to 1370 code for a protein of 330 amino acids.
CCACUAAAUGCUCUUUGAUAGAUAGCGAGUGUGUACCACUCAGGGGUUCUGCGAACCGCUCACUACGCGUCCGACAUUGCCGCUAAUUUUAUUCCCAUAUUCUGGCUGCUUCUCUCUGCUUAUCUCUUAACUAACAGGGGAAGCCGGGUUAGUGUUAUACGCAGACCGUCUUUCUUAAUUACCUCCAGCACGGGCCAAAUUGCGACAGGGAUCAUACGUUGAUCCAGGAGAUCUUCCCCUUACACGUUGCCAUUGUUAUUGUUUUGAUUUCGCUGGCGUCCAUCACGUUCCAUAUAUCCGCUCGUCGUCUUGAACUUCGCGAACCUGGAGAGUAUCGAACACUGCCAGAAUCCCAUAUCGCCUACUUUUUGACCAAUAUGCCUCGCAAAGCGCUGGCUGAGACAGACGCAAACGCCUGCAUCGUGUCUCCUGCGAAGACCACGGAGAAGAAAGACGGACUCGAGAAAGUAGCAAAGGAAACAUCCGACCAGCCUAGUCUAAAACGCAAAUCCAACUCAAAGUCGGAUGAACACGAGGACGAACACGAAGAGGAGGACGAAGAUGUAGAUGGCCCACCGAGCUGGUACAAUGCGGCCGCACACCCAUUUGGCUACCACAUUACCGACAACUGUGAUCAGGUUCGUCGUAAGAUCACCGCCUUCAUUUCCUCCGGGGAGAUGAAAGUCGGGGAAUUCCAGCGCUUGCUUGACGUCUCGCCGCGCUCGUAUCAGCUGUUCAUGCGGCAGAGGGGGAAAUGGAAAGGCCAGGGUUCGAUAACAUACCAAAAUGCAGCGUGUUUCUUCAAGGAGAGAGAAGAACAGGGUCUUCCGCCACCUAAGAAAAAGAGAGCUACCACUGCGACCACCAAGAAGACCAAAACUGGCAAAGGAGAAGCCGAGGAAAAGGACAAAUACGACGUCUCCAACAUCCACCUCGACGGUGAAUCUGAGUUCGAGGUCCCUGUCUUCGAUACCUGCGACGUUGUUCGGCGCAAAAUCCGGCACCACCUGCGCCAGGCAGGCGUCACGCAGGCUUCGUUCCUCCGCAACAUCCUCCGCGCUGCAUAUCAUCCAUAUGAUCCCAACAAGAAAAUCCAGUCCAAACAAUUGAACGAUUUCCUGAGCAAAGAAGGUUCCAUCUCAGGGAAUUCCAGCAGCGUCUUCUACGGGGCGUAUGUCUUCUUUGAGAAGCUUCGGAUCCGCGACAGUAAACCGAAAGAUCAGUUCCGGUUGGAAAUGGAGGAUGAGUGGUGGCCCGAUGGGUUUGACAGGGAGUGUUCGAGCAGACAGUGCUUCAUUGUGCCGAGAGGAACCGAGGUCUUUUGGAAUAAGUAUGGGCGGAUUGAGACAACGAGAGGAUUUCGUUGGUGAGUCGUCUGUAUGAGAUGUAUGCACAGAGGCGCACACGUGUUGCGACAACUAGAAGUGGAAUCAUGGACGGAUUCUGAGCUUCGGGUUAGAAUGAUUUCUGUGCAUAGACAAAGCAUUCAUCGACACAUCUCGAAAACUGAAUGGUGGUUCUGCUCGGGUCCGAGAUUCCCAAUUCGGACCGUCGACCCCGAAACUUGACCAUAUGAUAUCUACUAGAAUCAGUGUAACUAGGUACUCGAAUAGGGGGUUUUCACUCUUUCC